Molecule: messenger RNA, 5845 nt
Organism: Jaculus jaculus (lesser Egyptian jerboa)
Lineage: Eukaryota; Metazoa; Chordata; Mammalia; Rodentia; Dipodidae
Gene: Phldb1
Product: pleckstrin homology like domain family B member 1
Exons: 24
Coding region: 237-4649 (1470 amino acids)
Biological process (GO): regulation of microtubule cytoskeleton organization
Cellular component (GO): basal cortex
Molecular function (GO): protein binding
Source: RefSeq, a predicted model, not a curated record
CCAAGAGGAUAAUUUAACUAAUUUAAUUAACUUUGUUUUUUGGCUUCUCACCCCAGCUGGAAUUUAGGCUAGACUUGGGAGUUUUUUGCUUCUUCCUUUAGUGAGAAUGAGUCUCUGAUGGCUCUGUAGCGCGGGUUAAAGAGGCCCAGUCCAGUUCAGUUGAGCUCCCAGGGGCCUCCCCGUCGGUCUCCUGGGGCAAGCGCUGGCUUCGCACGGAGCUGUGGAGCCCUAGGAUCAUGGAUGCUCUCAGUAGGAGCCAGACAGGCCCUGGAUGCAAGACCCAGACAGUGCUGCAGAAAGGACCCUUGGACCUGAUCGAAACAGGUAAAGGGCUGAAAGUGCAGACGGACAAACCCCAUCUUGUGAGCCUGGGCAGCGGGAGGCUCAGCACAGCAAUCACCCUCCUGCCCCUGGAGGAAGGGAGAACAGUGAUUGGUUCUGCAGCCAGAGAUAUCUCACUACAGGGUCCAGGCCUGGCUCCAGAGCACUGCUACAUCGAGAAUCUGCGGGGCACCCUCACCCUCUACCCUUGUGGCAAUACUUGCACUAUUGAUGGGCUCCCUGUCCGGCAGCCGACCAGGCUUACACAGGGCUGCAUGUUGUGUCUGGGUCAGUCCACCUUCCUGCGCUUCAAUCAUCCGGCUGAAGCCAAGUGGAUGAAGAGCAUGAUUCCAGCAGGGGCCCGGGCCCCUGGGCCUCCCUACAGCCCUGGCUCUGCUGAAUCAGAAAGCCUGGUGAAUGGGAACCACACGCCACAGCCUGCCCCCCGGGGCCCCUCGGCCUGUGCCAGCCACAGUUCCCUAGUGAGCUCUAUCGAGAAGGACCUGCAGGAAAUCAUGGACUCGCUGGUGCUGGAGGAGCCUGGAGCAGCGGGCAAGAAACCUGCAGCCACAUCGCCACUGUCCCCUAUGGCUAAUGGUGGACGCUACCUGUUGACCCCCCCCACCAGCCCGGGUGCCAUGUCCGUGGGCUCCAGCUAUGAGAACACCUCUCCAGCCUUCUCUCCACUCUCCUCCCCAGCCAGUAGUGGAAGUUGCGCCAGCCACUCACCCAGCGGGCAGGAGCCAGGCCCUCCUGUGCCCCCACUGGUGCCUGCUCGGUCCUCCAGCUACCAUCUGGCCUUGCAGCCCCCACAGUCUCGUCCAAGUGGUACCCGGUCUUGUGAGAGUCCCCGGCUGGGCAGGAAAGGGGGACAUGAGAGGCCUCCCAGUCCUGGUCUCCGGGGUCUGCUGACUGACAGCCCUGCAGCUACCGUCUUGGCUGAGGCCCGAAGAACCUCCGAAAGCCCCCGGCUGGGUGGGCAGUUGCCCGUGGUGGCUAUAUGCCUGAGCGAGUACCCAGCUUCUGGUGCCCGUAGCCAACCCACCAGCAUUCCAGGCAGCCCCAAGUUCCAAUCUCCAGUCCCUGCUCCUCGCAACAAGAUUGGCACACUCCAGGACCGCCCGCCCAGCCCUUUCCGCGAGCCUCCCGCUACCGAUCGCGUGUUAACAACCAGCCCCUCUCGCCAGCUGGUGGCACGAACAUUUUCAGAGGGGUCAGCCGCACGCACCCUGCAGCCUCCUGAGAGCCCCCGCCUGGGCCGCCGCGGCCUGGACAGUAUGCGCGAGCUCCCUCCUCUGAGCCCAUCGCUGUCUCGACGCGCCCUGUCUCCACUGCCAGCCCGGACCACCCCGGAUGCCAAGCUAACCAGAGAAGUGGCAGAGAGCCCACGGCCCAGGCGCUGGGUAGCUCACGGGGCGUCACCAGAGGACUUUUCCCUGACCCUAGGGGCACGGGGCCGCAGGACAAGGAGCCCCUCACCCACACUUGGGGAGUCCCUGGCACCUCGCAAGGGCAGCUUCAGUGGCAGGCUGAGCCCAGCCUACAGUCUGGGCUCUCUUACUGGAGCUUCACCUCGCCAGAGCCCCCAUGCUCAAAGGAAGCUCUCCAGUGGGGACUUGAGGGUGCCUGUCACCAGGGAGCGGAAAAAUAGCAUCACGGAAAUUAGCGACAACGAGGACGACCUCCUGGAGUACCACCGGCGUCAGCGCCAAGAGCGGCUCCGGGAGCAGGAGAUGGAGAGGCUGGAACGCCAGCGCUUGGAGACCAUCCUGAACCUCUGUGCGGAGUACAGCCGAGCUGACGGCGGCUCUGAAGCUGGGGAGCUGCCCAGCAUCGGAGAGGCCACUGCAGCAUUGGCAUUGGCAGGCCGGAGGCUCUCUCGAGGCCUGGCGGGGGCCACCGUGACCUCUGGACGGAGCACCGAGGAGCCUGGAGGUGCCGCACAGCGCCUGUGGGAGACCAUGGAGCGUUCAGAUGAGGAAAACCUCAAGGAGGAAUGCAGCAGCACAGAGAGCACCCAGCAGGAGCAUGAAGAUGCCCCCAGCACCAAGCUCCAGGGAGAGGUGCUGGCGGUGGAAGAGGAGCGGGCUCAGGUGCUGGGGCGUGUGGAGCAGCUCAAGGUCCGUGCGAAGGAACUGGAGCAGCAGCUUCAGGAGGCAGCCCGAGAGGCUGAGAUGGAGCGGGCCCUGCUGCAGGGGGAGAGGGAAGCAGAGAGGACAUUGCUUCAGAAGGAACAGAAGGCAGUGGACCAGUUACAGGAGAAGCUGGUGGCCUUGGAGACAGGAUUCCAGAAGGAAAGAGACAAGGAGAGGGCGGAGCUGGCCGCGGGACGGAGGCACCUGGAGGCCCGCCAGGCGCUCUACGCCGAGCUCCAGACGCAGCUCGAUAACUGCCCCGAGUCAGUGCGGGAACAGUUACAGGAGCAGCUGAGAAGGGAGGCAGAUGCUCUGGAGACCGAGACGAAGCUCUUUGAGGACCUGGAGUUCCAGCAGCUGGAGCGGGAGAGCCGCGUGGAGGAGGAGCGCGAGCUGGCCGGCCAGGGACUGCUGCGGAGCAAGGCUGAGCUCCUGCGAAGCAUCGCCAAGAGGAAGGAGCGCCUGAUCGUCUUGGACAGUCAGGCUGGGCAGAUCCGUGCCCAGGCAGUGCAGGAGUCUGAGCGCCUGGCCCGGGACAAGAAUGCCACCCUGCAGCUACUGCAGAAGGAGAAGGAGAAGCUGAUGGUUCUGGAAAGGAGAUACCACUCACUCACGGGGGGCCGGCCUUUUCCGAAGAACACAUCAACACUCAAAGAGUAUGUGACGCUUGAGCAGCUAAAAGUGAUGUGGGGCGCCUCGCCCGAGCUCCCCGCCCUUGCGCCAGGCCUGCCUCCCUGGGCUUCUGCCUCCCAGGACCUGGUCCCCACCACCUGCCUUCCUCCCAUGCUGCCCUCCUCCUCCUUCGCUUCCAUCAUGCCUUCAUCUAAGAUGGAGAAGCUGCUGCUCCCUGCUGUAGACUUAGAGCAGUGGUACCAGGAGCUGAUGGCCGGGCUGGGGACUGGCCUUCCUGCCGCCUCCCCUCGCACCUCUCCCCCGCCUCUGCCUGCCAAAGCUUCCCGUCAGCUGCAGGUUUACCGCUCCAAGAUGGAUGGCGAGGCCACCAGUCCCUUACCCCGGACCCGCAGUGGCCCUCUCCCCUCCUCCUCGGGCUCCUCUUCGUCUUCCUCCCAGCUCAGCGUGGCAACCCUGGGCCGUAGUCCAUCCCCAAAGAGUGCUCUGCUCGCCCAGAAUGGCACAGGCAGCCUUCCUCGCAACCUGGCAGCCACACUGCAGGACAUUGAAACCAAGCGCCAGCUGGCCUUGCAGCAGAAGGGGCAGCAGGUGAUUGAGGAGCAGCGGCGACGGCUGGCUGAGCUGAAGCAGAAAGCGGCAGCAGAGGCUCAGUGCCAGUGGGAUGCCCUUCACGGGGCAGCACCCUUCCCCACAGGCCCCUCAGGCUUCCCCCCACUCAUGCACCGCUCCAUCCUGCACCACCUGCCGGCUGGGCGGGAGCGUGGGGAGGAGAGUGAGCACGCCUACGACACGCUAAGCCUGGAGAGCUCAGACAGUGCUGAAACCAGCAUCUCCACGGGGGGCGCCUCAGCCUGCUCCCCUGACAACAUGUCCAGUGCCAGUGGUCUGGACAUGGGCAAGAUCGAGGAGAUGGAAAAGAUGCUGAGGGAAGCUCAUGCGGAGAAGAGCCGGCUCAUGGAGUCCAGGGAGCGGGAGAUGGAGUUGCGGCGGCAAGCCCUAGAGGAGGAGCGGCGGAGACGGGAGCAAGUAGAACGGAGGCUGCAGAGCGAGAGUGCCCGCCGGCAGCAGCUGGUGGAAAAGGAGGUGAAGAUGCGGGAGAAGCAGUUUUCUCAGGCCCGGCCCCUGACACGCUACCUGCCCAUCCGGAAGGAGGACUUUGACUUGAAGACCCAUAUCGAGUCGUCAGGCCAUGGAGUAGACACCUGUCUGCAUGUGGUGCUCAGCAGCAAGGUCUGCCGUGGCUACUUGGUCAAGAUGGGCGGGAAGAUUAAGUCAUGGAAGAAGCGCUGGUUUGUCUUCGACCGGCUCAAGCGCACUCUCUCUUAUUAUGUAGAUAAGCAUGAGACGAAGUUGAAGGGGGUCAUCUACUUCCAGGCUAUCGAGGAAGUGUACUACGACCAUCUGCGAAGUGCAGCCAAGAGUCCAAACCCAGCCCUCACUUUCUGUGUGAAGACCCACGACCGACUGUACUACAUGGUGGCGCCAUCUGCAGAGGCCAUGCGCAUCUGGAUGGAUGUCAUCGUCACUGGGGCUGAGGGCUAUACUCAGUUCAUGAACUGACCACUACAGACCUUCUGGGUCCUCUGGUCAAGCCCAGGACCCGUGCCCAGCUACCUGCCUCUCUGCUUAUCCCUGGAGACGGUGGCACCCUGGGCGCUGGGCCGCUCCAGAGCCAGGUGCAGCAGAGAGCCCUGAGGGCUUGUGUGCAAGAAGACUUCCUUGUCACAUUCUGUGAGGAGAUUGGUGCUCGAGGAUUUGGGCCCAGGUCCUUAACAAACCAGAGGAGAGGACGGGGGAGGGAAGCGCUUUGUUGCCUGCUGGUAGCCCAGAAGUUCAAGGUCCCGCCCAGGCCUAUAGGUCACCGAGCUGGCUUCUCUCAACGCUGGCCUAGCACAUGUUUUCUCUCUGUAAAGGACAAAUUAUGGUACCAGAAUCUGCCAAAGAUCCCCUCUUGCCUCACCCCCUGUGCAGGGGCCUUGGGGCUAAGCAGAGCCACAUACAGAAUGGGGGAGCAGCUCCCACACACACUGCCCAACCCCACUCUGCCUCCUAAUUUUUCCUCCUUCAGACUUUUCACUACUUUGCUCAAGGGUCAGAGACCUUUAGUAUCAUCCUUGAGGUUGCAGUAGGCCCAUCACCGUGGUCUCCAUGGUGACUGCUUCAUCACCAUGGUUACACACUACUUGCCACACUCACUUUGUGGUUCGGCCCACUGCUUCAACAGUGGGCCACCUGAGGGCAUAUGCCAUCAUCUCUCCAUCCCUGGCCCUGGGGGGCAUCUCACAAGGCAGGAGGGGUCUGAAUACCUCCCUGACUCCGCCUGUGUCCCCAGCCCCCCAGUCCAGCCCUCUCCCUUCCACUCGUGCCUUGCUUAGAGCCAGAAGGGAUGAUGCUGGGGGAUCCAGUACCGGAACAGCGGUGCCCAAGGGAGGGGAAGCUAAGAGGGCUGUCCUCCGGGUGCUGAGAAGGCUUCAGUUCCUGAUGGGAGGAGGGGAGCGUGGGGGCUCCCAGAGAGAAGGGCCCAAUGGAGGCAGAAGCCCUUGGCAGCAGCAUCUCCCUCUUACCUCCCAAGGGCAAUGGAAAAGGAGAGUGGAGGACCAGGCCUCCAGCUGCCUGGCCUCAGCCUUCACGCCUUAACACUAAACCACCUUCCCUACCCUCCUCCCCAGCACUGGGCCCUGGGUUGCUUGGCCUUGCUGGGUGUUUUGCAGUAUUUGUAAACAUUUCAGCAGAACAAUAAAGCAUUUUUGACUAUG